This is a messenger RNA of Mytilus californianus (California mussel), 6933 nucleotides long. RefSeq lists its product as uncharacterized. The transcript has 16 exons. The coding region runs from base 149 to 2335 and encodes 728 amino acids. The record is from RefSeq and is a predicted model, not a curated record. NCBI's taxonomy places the organism in Eukaryota, Metazoa, Mollusca, Bivalvia, Mytilida, Mytilidae. Gene Ontology annotation, cellular component: extracellular exosome.
ACAGAGGGCGACACUGUUAAUGGCUGGGUUUCCAAACAACUCAGGUCCCUCUUCAAACUUAGCUCUAGUCUAGUAUCACUACAUCAGAUCCUUUAAGAUACUUAAAAAAGGAACUAUUCUGGACAAGGAGUACAUAAGGCUGAAUGGCAUGAUGGAUUACAAGGACAAAGAAGUGGUGUGGAUUAAGAUUUCAAAGUUCCCAUGGUGGCCAGCACAGGUAGUUACAGAUGACAAUCCAGACAGUACAGACCAAGAGAAGAUGCCUAAUGUCUUGUCAGUCAAAUUUUUUAAUGAAGAGUAUAUAGAAGAAGUUACAAAUCCAUCCAAAAUCAAAAAAUUUGAAUGUGUCGAAAAAGAUAGCUUCAUUUCUAAAGGUCUCUUGAUCACAGACCAAGAAAGGAAGCAUCUUUUUACUGAAGCUGUGAAAAUGGCAUACAAUGCAGUAAAUGGAAAUACAAAAGCGUCUGUCAUAUCACCAUCAAAGGAUAAACCGAGUGAAGGUGAUUGUAAACUGACAAAUGCAAAUUUAUCGAAGAGUCUUUCAGUAGUUCCCAGCGAAAAUUUAAAUCAUGAUAAAAUAGGUACAGAGAAAUCGCCCAUUCGAAAUCAGUCAUGCUAUCAAGCCUUUAAAACAAUAAAACUACAGCAAAGAAUUAACUGGGACAAACCUAAUCCAGAUAGUGAGGAAAACAAAAAUGCAAGAAUUACUAACCAUGAAAAUCUGCAUUGUAGUGAAAAUUCAAAAGGUAUUGUACGUAAAAGUGUUCAUGUAAAUGGUGCUAAAAUAAAGACUAAAGAAACAAAAGUGACAAAAAGUUUCCCAGGUAAAAAACGUAAAUUGACAUUUGACGAAAAUGUAAAUGAACAUUCAAAGCAGCAUAAAAAGGAGACUUCAAAGACUGUACUUAAAUCAGAGUUUCCACCAGUUUUGUCCAGAACUUCUACGCCAAAGCUCAAUAUUAAAAAGAAUUUUACUGGAACUAGUCAAUCAAAAAAUAAUAUCAAAACUUUUACUAAACUGUCCCAGAAGAAAAAUAAUGAAAAUGUGAAACCAAAAAGAGGACGACCAAAAUCUAAGUCACUUCCUAAAUCAGAUGCCAUAACAGAAAGUGAAAAUGCACAGACACCUAAAUGUUUAAAAUGGGAGGAUUCAUUUGAAUUGCCUACACCAAGCCUUAGUCAGAGUGCUACUUGUACUUCAUUCUUAGCAACUUCUAGAUUUGAUCCAAACUUAGAUAAAGAUGAAUGUGACUCAAGUUCAGACUCAGAUACAGAUCUUCCUGAAGGACUGUCACCUAUAACAGGUGCUGAAUAUCCUAUAGCUGAGAAGGACAUUGUCUGGUUGAUAUGGUCUAAAUUUCCAGCAUGGCCUGCUUUCGUCAGACGUGUCUACAGAAAAAAGCGGAGAAUCCAUAAACUGUCUCUUACCUUCAUUGAAGGAUGUACUAAAAUGCCAAAUAGACUGAGAGUAACAUAUAGAUGUAAGACUGUUCUUCCAUUCAUCGAUAAACAGAAACAAAAGUUUAUUGACCAGGGAGAGAGUAUACCUGAUCCUGAGAUGAGAAGGAGGUUUACUGAAGCAUGUGAGAAGGCAGAGAGUUUUCUCCACCAGAGGGCAUUGUCAUCACUGAACAAAGAGGAAUUCUCCUUUUUCAGCAGAGAAAGCGAUGAUGAAGAGGAGGUAGACAGUGAUUCAAAUUUGCAGAUAAACUGUGGACCAAACUCAUCUGAUACUGAAAACAGACUCAGUGACUCAGAAGAUAUACUAUCUAAUAGUCCCUUGCCAAAUUAUCACUCUCUGGAACCUUCAGCAAAAGAAAUAGAGAGAUUAAGAAAAAUGACAGAGAAACAAUCAAAACUGGUGGACUUUGUAAAGUCUGCAGAAAUGAAGAAUUAUCUGUUGGAUAUUUUUUAUGGAAAAAGGAAGAGUGAAUUACAUCAAAAGUUUGUUCGGGGCACAGUAAAGGAAAAAAAUAGUCUACGGUAUGCAGGGUUUGGUCCAAUUUACAAUGAAGAACAGGAAGAAGAAAUUGUAGAAAUAUUAAAAGAUUGGCUUUAUGAAUUACCAAAGAAAGAUAUCCCUGAUAUUUCCUAUGUUCUGGAUGUUUGGAUACCUGAGGCAGUUGUAUAUGCACUUAUCAAAACGAAAUCCUAUGGAAGAAAGAAAGCUUGGGAACAAUUCAAUAAAGGUGUUUACAUGACAAAGAGAGAGAGAGAGAGACAACAUCAAUCAUUGAUGGAGUUUCGUGGUUAUACAGAGGAAGAAAAACAAGAAGCUUUACAAAAGUCACAGCAAAGAAUGGAAACCUUUAAAUACAAAUAUGGUUUAACAUAGAUACAGUGGAAACAAGUUGUCUUUUCUUUGUGAAAUUUUAUCAAAUUAUCAUUGAAUUAUUGUAAACCAACUUAUUUUCACUACUUUCCAGAUUAGAAAAAUAACUCAAAUAUAAAUGGUCUUGAAUAUGUAACACUUGGGUCUUCCCUUAUAUGAUUACAUCAAGAUAUUCAGGAAAUUGUGAAAAUUGUGAAAAUAAAUCACAGAGAAGUCGGCUGGAAAGGGCUAAACACGAAAUAAAGUGCAUGAAAAUAAGUUGGUUUACAGUAUAGCUGACUCAAAUCAAUAAAUCCCAUUAUCACUGAUACAUACAUAUCGUAUAUGAUCAGAGUGGGGAGGGAUACAUUUUUUGUAAGAAUAACAUACAGCACGUCUGCUGUCCACAUUAAUUGGUAUAUAUCUGUAUGAAUUGAUAGAAGAGUCUGCAUAUUAUGAGAAAUCCUAGAAAUCUAAACAAGAAAAUAGCUUUAACUUUAAAACCAGGAAGUAAAAUGUUUGAAAAUUGAUUGUAGACUUUUAGGAUUUAUUUGUGUGGUGUGUUAAAAACUCCAUUUAUUUCUAAUUCUUUUUAUCUCAAGUUCCAGACCAGUAUCAAAUAAAACCCCGUGAGGAAACUCUUUACUACUUUGCAUUUGGAAACUAUGUCAAGGUCAUUGAUAAAGUGUGCUUAGGCACAUAGUUACACUUUUAUUAUCAUAAUGAUGACAAUCACUUCUGACUUAUUUUUGUAAAAGUCAUAGUUUUCUUCAACAAAGAUGUACGAUGUUUCAUGUUACAUAUAGGUCAAUGAAAACAAAUCUGUUUAGAUCAAUAACACUUGUUGUUUUAUUUUUUUCAUCAGUACAAGAAAUUUUACAACCAAAACAACAAUUUUUGUUUAUAAAUUGAAGUACAGUUGAUCUCCAUGUCCUGAUCUCUGGUGAUUGGAAAUUCCACAUGAGUCGAAAUAUUUUUUCUGUGCAAAGUUGCAACACAGUAAUUUAUAUUAAUUUUUAUUAAAUUGCUCAAUUUUAGUUGAAUUUUAUUGAGUCUGACUGAACUUAAUCUGCAGUUUGUAAAUUAUAUUUGUUAUAUUCAAAUUUUUAACACCUAUCAAAAAUCACCACUAGCAUAAAAAAAAUUAACAAUACACCUAUAACCUACAUCAUGUGCAUAAUGAUACACUUCGGGUAGUAUAAAGAAUGGAGUGUUCAAUUAAGCCUGGUACACUGUACCUUUUUGAUCCUCAGACCGAUAAAAAUAAAUAAAUUUAGACCAAGAAGUUUUAUUCAAUAAGCAGACACAGCAACAAAAUAAAUAUUAACUCAAAAAUGGUUAUUAAAUACAAAUUACAACAAAUGGGUUCAUCAAAUCGAACUUUCACGCUUCAAAAAUAUAAAAAGUUGCAGAAUUAGAAAAAUGCAGUACUUAAACAACUACAGGAAACAAAAACACCUUCUGGAAUGUUAAACUUCAUUUGGAUCAAUGUCCACUCAUACAAUGUAUAAGAUCUACAGGAUAUGCAAUACUGAUUUAUGUCGUGCUAAUUCAAGUCCCUUUCAUUAAAAUCACCUCAUCCCUCUUCAGGUUGAACUUUGGUUAAUUCAAAAUUGUAUUACAGUCCCUUGAGAUCAGAGAUCGACUGUAGUUAAAACAUAAUACUUAAACAUCAGGAGUUGGUUUCACAAAAAAAACUUACGACUUACAUUGAUCGUAAGUAUACUGAAUUGUUCAUGACUUAUGAUCAAUCUUAGUCAUAAGUAUUUUUGUGAAACUGACUCCAGACAUGUAUAUUCUUUGAGACGUUCAAUAAUGUACAUGUAUAUACCUAAGUUCUUGUCUUCCUUCAGGGACUUUCUUUAUUUCUAAUCUUGAAAUCCAUGAUUUUAUAAACAGUCUUAGACUUUCGAUAAUGUACAUAUAUAUACAUAGGAGAUUGUCUUUUUCUGGGAUUUCCUUUACUUUUGACUCUGAAAUCCAUGACUUUUUAUGUCCCUGCCAUAGAGGAGGGGGCUUUAAGUUUUACCCUUGUCUGUCCGUACGUCCCAAAGUUAGUUUCCGUUCUCUUACUUAAGUUAGUCUCAACCAAAUGUUAUGAAACUUAUACACAAUGCUUAUUACUACAAAAUACAGAUCAAGUUUGAAUUUUGGUGAUGUCACUUUUACUGUUCUAGAGUUAUGCCCCUUUACAAAGGGAAAAAUUGCUGAACUUUUUGUUUCCGUUCCUAACUUAAGUUUGCCUCAACCAAAUGUUAUGAAACUUAUACACAAUACUUAUUACCACAAAACUCAGAUCAAGGACAAAUUUGGGUAGAGUCUACUUUUACUAUUUUUCAGUUAUGUCCCUUUAUAACUUUAUAUGAUAUGCAAGCGGGGGCAUUUGGACACAUUCCCCAUUUAUUAUUUAUAAACAUAGUCUGCUUAAUUGCAUAGUUUUUUUUCUAGAAAGUAGGCUAUGUAAAUUACCGUCAUCAACUGUAUUGACUAGAAAUUGAAUUAAGUCGACAUCGUUACAACUACAAAAAAAAAAGAGGCAAUUUUAAUGAUAUCAUAUUUAAGACAGGAUUAUUAUUAUUUUAACACAGCAUUUCAGAUAUAUUGGUUUGAAAAUUAUAUUUUAAAGCAGCCCUGUAAAUUUAGCUUUAAAGGUGUCAUUAUGAAAGUACCAGUAAGUGUUGUCUUUUAUUUUCUUCUAAACUGGGUUAUAAAGUCCCACAAUUGUCUGUGAUUUCUGAUUUUCAGUGAACAGCUUCUUUCUUUGAUUAUUGUUCAUUUGGGGAAAAAAUUCCUACAACCUAAAACCUAAAAACAUUGUUAAUAUAUUUAGCUAAUAAUUGUGUUCAUUUGUCUUUGAACUAGUCACUGAAUCUGCUUCAAUUUUGUGAGAAAAUAUUUUUGCUAUUUCGAUUUGAUAAAAUAGGUUCAAAAGGUAUUUUAUACCUAUCAAACAUAAAUCUUAUACAGAUUACCAUUGGUUGUCUUACCUCCGUAUGUCCCCAACUUGGUUUCCGUUUUCUAACUUAAGGUUGCCUUAACCAAAUGUUCUGAAACUUGUACACAAUGCUAAUUACCACCAAACACAGAUCUAGGUCAAAUUUGUGAUUCUUCACUUUCACCUUUCAUCCUUUAUAAAUAAAAAGUUAGCCAAUUUGUCGUUUCCACACUCUAACAAGCAAACGUUAUGAAGCUUAUACACAAUGCUUAAUACCACAAAACACAGAUCAAUUUCGAAUAUGGGUGCACCACUUUCACUGUUCUUGUGUUAUGCCCCUUUAUUAAGUUUCAAAGAAAACAAAACAACAAUAGGUUUGAAUUAGUACAUUUACUCUUUCAUAUUUACAAACGGGAGCAUCUGUGUCUGAUGGACACAUUCUUUUUUUUAUUUUGUCCUCAAUCCUUGUCCAUUUUGUUAAAAAAAUAAAUUUUGAAAUAAACAGAUUUACUGUGGAUUCAUUUAUUUUCGUGGGUAUCAAUUUUCAUGGAUUGCUGAAAACUUGCAUAUUCGUGGAUAUUUGAUUUCGUGGUUUUGCCAAUCUCUAUAUACAAAGCCUAUUGAAAAUAUGUUAUUCGUUGAACAUUAAAAUUUGUGGUUCACCUGUACCCACGAAACCCACGGAAAUUGGUAUCCAACGAAUAAUAAUGAAUCCACAGUAGUUGAUUGUCAUUGAAGAUGUAGUGAAGUAUACUCUACAUAUAUUAUGUGUUCAGAUAUCAUUGUUGUACAUUAUACAUAUUAUUUUCUGCAGAAUUUUCAUAAUUAAAGUUAUAAAUUUAUAUUUUAGUUUAGUAGAUACCACUACAUACUGAAAAUAAAUGUUGUUCUUAAACAACUGAACAUUUUUUGGUUCAUUAACAUUGGAAUGGCAAUGUGCUGUCAUUGUCAUUUGUCCAAAAAUAUAUAAGAAAUUAAAAGAUGAAAAGUUUAAUGUGGCGGUGUUCAGUAUGGAUUUACGAAUUUAUUUUUUUUUUUAAUUAGAAGUUGUUUCGUUUGUUAUAACAGCAUUUUUUUUAUUUUUUUCCCCCAUUUACCCAAAGAAGGACUUGUGUCUAUUAAUUUCUGGGUCUGUUUGAUUACUAAAACAGUGUACUAAAUGUCAACGUCAGUUUAUUAAUGUACUGAGUUGCGUGUCUGUCAUGUUUUAUAUAUGUUUGUUUAUGUCCUCUUGUACACUCUAAUGUCUGAGGUGAAUAAAAUAUUUUCUUUUCUUGAAGAAUACCUUGCGGUCAGAAAAAUGCAAUCAUAGGUUGUUGACCACCUUUAAUCAACAUAGAAUGACUUGUUGAAACAUUUGUUUUUGGUUUUAUAAAUCAUGUUUGAUAAAUAACUGUUAGUACAGAUAAUACAGAUAAUUUCUUUUAUUGACAUACAAUUAAUAUAAAUAUGUUGUUUACUUUUUUUAUUUUACAAUUUAUUAAUUGUUUUAUUUGAUUUGUGAAUAUAUAAGCAUAUGUUGAUAUAGGCAUCUUGUAAUAUAGAAUUGAGAACAUAAUAUGGAUUUUUAAAAUAUUUUUUAGAAAUUAAUUUUGGUUUAUUGUUGUUUAAUACACACUUGUUUAUUAAAUGUAACUAGUAGUAAUUUUUUGUCCUGUUUAUAUAAUAAACAGUAUGUGAAAUUAUA